Molecule: messenger RNA, 531 nt
Organism: Colletotrichum chrysophilum
Lineage: Eukaryota; Fungi; Ascomycota; Sordariomycetes; Glomerellales; Glomerellaceae
Exons: 1
Coding region: 1-531 (176 amino acids)
Source: RefSeq, a predicted model, not a curated record
AUGCAGGCGCAGGGAAUGUCUGUCGGAGAUCUCCAGACUCUCGUGCCAGGUUGUGUCAAAGACAAGCAGAUAACUACGAGUGCCGCGACACAUAUUCUUAGCACGUCUGACGUUGAGCGGCUGGUAACCAAGUAUCUUCAUCAUGACACCGGCCGGUCGCACGGUGAACCCACUAGGGUGAAGGACUUCGGCGCGAGAGCGCGGCUUUACGUCGGAAGUCCCGACCUAACAGCGAGCUUAUGGAAGGAAGCAUCCCACCUUUUCGGCCGAACAUCGCCAGAAGCAACCGGGAAGAUGGGAGACAUGUUGUUGCUCGGUAAGAACUAUGUUUCCGCGGACGAACGUUCUCUUACUAUUGGUAUAGUAUCUGCCGCAAAUGCCACGCGUGACGCCCUCUCGGAUCUUGCGGGAGGCUAUCUGAUGGAUGAAAACCACCCUCUAUACGCCGACUACCAGAAAAGGGAAGACAUCCGCGAGUACCUCCAUAGCAACCUGUGGCUGCGAGAGCUUGACUAUCAGCCGCUCGACUGA